UACUUCGUGCGUUAAAAUAAUCACAUUCCGUGUUUUCGCGCCGUAACCAUAACCUUCAGCGCAUCACGCUCUAUUCUUUAUGCCGAGGCGGCAACAUCCUAGCACCUCGCUUGAUAUUUAUUGCCCUGCAAGUCCAACGCUCAUUCUAAUAUCUAUUUCUUGUUUGCAGGUUAUCUCCAUCUUUCGGAAGGAUCCUCGUUCUUUGUCCUGCCGAUCCUCUACCUUCCAUUCGCCGGGGUGCUACCCAUCUCAAGUACUAUUAGAUUCCCAACUGUUAUAUGGACCGCUACCAAACCUGCAUAUUCGGACUCAUCUACACCUCCGCACUGUCAGGAACUCGCUCCUCUACCGGGCUCCGCCGCCGCAUGGCUCGGCAAUCUCUUCUAAGUACGAUUUUUAUCAUAUGUGUCUAGACAUUUUUAUUAUAGUAGUUACGGGUUUAGCUGGGCUAGAUUCAUACAUAUAUUCAACGCCCUACCUAACAAUAUUAUUCAGAGACAGGCUCUUCUCUAACUGUAUGUUAUUUUCUUUUCUUUUCCGGAUUCCUAUCUAUUACAGGAGUCCCUGCCGAAUUUUUAAAUUAGAUAACUUAGCAUUCAAACGGGGAUGAUUCAACCCAGAAACAACCCGGUAUAAGUCUCUAUAUACAAU
Messenger RNA from Mycetomoellerius zeteki, 651 nucleotides. RefSeq lists its product as uncharacterized. The coding region runs from base 80 to 610 and encodes 176 amino acids. The transcript is spliced from 2 exons. The record is from RefSeq and is a predicted model, not a curated record. NCBI's taxonomy places the organism in Eukaryota, Metazoa, Arthropoda, Insecta, Hymenoptera, Formicidae.